AUGGCGGUGGAUGCCGCGCGUCGUUACGCAGCAGGGCAGCACGAGGCGGGCGACAGCCACGCCGCCGAGGCGGUGUUGUGGUUUGAUGAUACCGUGGUCGAGCGGCGGGCGCUGGAGGAACACGUCCGCAGCCCCGCGUACAAGGAACUGCACCGUCCAGCCCUCACCAACGCGGCCAUGGGGCUCUACGGCGGCGAGCCUGGCUUUGAGAAGGCGCAUCGUGUGUGGGUCGACCCGGACCGACCUCACAUGAAGCACCUCUACAACAAGACGGCCCUUGCGAAGAACCUCCGCUACGCCCGCUAUGGUUACUUCAAGCGUGACAUGCACAUUCUGGACAUCGACAAACUCAUCCGACACGCCCGGAUGCUCCCAAUACCGGGGCGUCUGCUGACUGAUUUUUUGUACCAACGGGUGCCACUGCCGGAUAAAAGCUGCGCUGCGCUUAUCCGCUUCCAGUGUCAGCAGAUUGAAAUGCUGGAGGAGUGGCAGCGACAUACCAGCUUCCAGUGUGCCGCGGAGAUGUUUGAGCGCCUGGUUGUGACAAAUAUCCCUCCCGUAGAGGUGGGCGUUGAGACACACGCCGAGAUGGUACUGUGUGCCGCGGCAAGCGGCAAGUGGGAGGAAGGGUGGGACAUCUACGUAGCCCGGGCGCGUGAGAUGGAAGUAGACUCCCCCGACUCCUUUGUCCUUAACACGUACUUUUUUGAUGCCGUAUUGACACUAUGUGUGGCGGCAGCCCGCGUGGAGGAGGGGAUGUCUAUCAUGGAGGAAGUCAUCACGCGGAACCUACGUCCGCGUGCCACGAUACUCGACAAGGCCAUGCUAUUGUGUGCUAUGGGGGCUGAGAGGAUCGCGAAGGGGAUGGGGACGGACGACGGCGUGGAACAGCAGAAGAAGUUAGAGCAAUGCGGCCUUGAGCUGUGGGCGCUCUACGAUUUUUACCAACUCCCACGAACCACCGUGUCUAUUGAAGCCUACAUGCGUAUGUGUUGUGCCUUUUUCCAACCGACCCUCGUGCUAAAGGCGCAGAGCUUUGCCGAUGCGGCUGGCAUUCGUCUCUCCUUGGAGUGUUUUCAUUGGUUGGUGUAUGCCCUCCGCGAGGUUGCGGACUUCGGGGAUUACGUCAUGGAUGUGUUUUCACAGCUCACUCCGCGGGGUCUGACACCGGAUUUUGUUCUUUUUACUAUGGCCUUUAUGCACUGCGCGCUGCAGCGGGACGGUGAGCUGGCGCUUGCCAUUUACGACCAGCAUUUUAUUCACGCAAACAUCAAUCCCACCCCAGAGAUGGUGCUUUUGUUUAUUCAGUCAUGCGCCCACUGCGAGAAGCCUCGUGUAGCCAUGCUGGAGCGGUGUGAGGCGUUGCUGCGUCGUCUCGAAGAGGUGGGAAGCAGCGUCGACUACAUCACGCCGAUGUAUGAUCAGUUUCUCGAGCUGUGCGGCCAGCUGGGGGCUGUGGCCUCGGGCUUUAGUGUGCUAAAGAAGCUUGUGAGUCUAGGCAAACCUCUCACCACACGUAUGCUUAACUCGCUCUUGCUGGCUAACGCGUACGCCACCCCGCCAAAUGGGUCACUUGCCAUGACGGAGGAAAUUGCUCAACUCUUUACGCUUCUCAAGGUGCCGCCAAACAAAGACACCCACAUUUGUCUCGGAUACUGCACCAAAGCCUUUGGGGCGUCGUCGUCCCUGGAUGCCUUUAGCGCCACCGUGGACGCCAAAAUUGAGAUGCUUGAUGAUACGCUUGCGUACGAUGCGGACAUUCCCGUGUUGCAAGUCCCACCAAACGAGCUUCGCCAACUGCGUACAGAAUGGAAGCUUCGACCUCGUGACAUCAUGCUGCGCCGCUUUGGACAGUACACGAAGUUCAGGGGGAAAGACGCCUUGGAUGUGGGAAGUAUGCACGGCAGUGUCAUCCCGUUUGGCCGUACACCCGGGGAGCAGAACGUCUAA
Molecule: messenger RNA, 1950 nt
Organism: Trypanosoma rangeli
Lineage: Eukaryota; Euglenozoa; Kinetoplastea; Trypanosomatida; Trypanosomatidae
Product: putative protein transport protein Sec23A
Exons: 1
Coding region: 1-1950 (649 amino acids)
Molecular function (GO): protein binding
Source: RefSeq, a predicted model, not a curated record